Linum tenue is the source of this 198-nucleotide messenger RNA. NCBI's taxonomy places the organism in Eukaryota, Viridiplantae, Streptophyta, Magnoliopsida, Malpighiales, Linaceae. The record is from the annotation of a GenBank genome assembly.
AUGUCUUUUUUCUGGAGCAGAAUUCCAAGAAUUCUGGUUAUAUACUCUUUCCAACCUUUAACUCUCUUUUCUAGGUUUAUCGAUAUUGAAUCGAUUGAACGCACUUCUAACACUUGUUCCACUUUUGGAAGACCCUGCGUUAUAUCACCAGAUCUCGAUUUUUCAUAUAUAAAUGUAACUAAUGUAUCCCCUUCGUAA